AUGUCGUCGACAACAAUCUCCCAACCCAUGGUCAUCGUGGCUCGCUUUAUGCAAUGGGCAAGUGCAGUCAUAGUAAUGGGUAUCACUUCCUACUUCAUGCAUAACUGGCCGAAGGGAGAGCACACCAUCUAUCAAGAAGUUAUCUCAACAAUUUCUGUUGCGUUCUUCCUGCCCGGCUUCAUUUCUCCGUUUAUGCCCAAUAUCCUUAGCAAAUAUGUUUUGGGUAUAGACGUCGUUUUCUCCUACUUGUGGUUGACGGCAUUCAUUUUUGCCGCUCAAGACUACAACUGGCGGAAUUGCGCCAUCAAUGCUCCUAUUGGGGCCAACUGUGCUAUAAAGAAGGCUAAUGAGUCAUUUAUAUUUCUGGCCUUUAUCUUCACGUUCUUUGCAAUUUUCCUGGAAUUGUUCAACCUCUGGUCCCACCGCAAGGAGAACGACGUAACUGCGAGGGCGAAGAGCGGCCACCAUGCUCACAACGGGAGCGGGAGCGCCGAGACCGCUUGA
Molecule: messenger RNA, 504 nt
Organism: Penicillium cinerascens
Lineage: Eukaryota; Fungi; Ascomycota; Eurotiomycetes; Eurotiales; Aspergillaceae
Product: MARVEL domain-containing protein
Exons: 4
Coding region: 1-504 (167 amino acids)
Cellular component (GO): membrane
Source: RefSeq, a predicted model, not a curated record